Molecule: messenger RNA, 1607 nt
Organism: Acipenser ruthenus (sterlet)
Lineage: Eukaryota; Metazoa; Chordata; Actinopteri; Acipenseriformes; Acipenseridae
Gene: snrnp48
Product: small nuclear ribonucleoprotein 48 (U11/U12)
Exons: 9
Coding region: 185-1324 (379 amino acids)
Cellular component (GO): cytosol; U12-type spliceosomal complex; nucleoplasm
Source: RefSeq, a predicted model, not a curated record
AGAAAAGGCGGAGUUGACUAUCCUGUCUUUUUCGAAGAUCUUUGCUACUACGCAGUGGGUGCGUUCAUGACGCGAAGACUUUUGUCAUUGUGCACAGAACCGUUCAAGCUCGCCGUCUGUGUGACCACAGCCAGAUUUGACAUCAGAGGUCACGCAGACCGCGCAGCUUCUGCUCAUAUGCUUGAUGGUCACAUGCUUUAUGCCAGUUCCGGUUUCCUGUACGUCUGGUUGUUUGGUCGGAUUGUGUGGUUUGCAGCGUGUUUUGCUUUCUUAUUUAAAAUUCUUAUUUAAAAUUAAAACAAUGUGUGAUAAUGCCAUCGAUAUUGAUCUGUCAGAGAAGUUACAGUCCCGCCUAGAAAAGUUAGAGGAGUUGACAGAAUUCACAGAGAACUGCCAGAAAAAGCUAGAUGGCCUGUUUGCAGCAUUUGGGUGGAGCCCUAACACUGAUGGCAGCAUCGCUCAGCUUGAGCCCACUACUGUUUGUCCAUAUGAUUUCCAUCAUAUAAUCCCAAAGCAAUCCUUGGAAAAGCAUGUGGCAUUCUGUCGAUUGAAUAAACUGGGAUAUUCAAAAGAGGAGCAGGCAGAAAUGUAUGAUCCGUCUGUUUUCUAUGAGAAGGCAAACAUACCCACCAUGACUAUUGACAGAAGUUUGCAGAGCCAGAUAAUACUACAAGCAGAAGCCAGUGAAGACGGAAAGAACAAUCAAAGUGAGUAUUCUUCAGCUCCUGUGGAAGUGCCUGAGAAUCACAAGCGUGCAAUCUGUGACCUGACCGUGGCGGAUCGGCUUGCCAUUUACAAUCAUGUGAUCGCAGAGACCAGCCGACAGAAAUCUAAGACGGAGUCUGCUGAAAAUGACGAUUUGUACGUGGAUUUAGCGGAUAAGCUCAAACGAGAUGAGGACCUGAAUUGUCCAAAAUCGCAUCUUGAGGUUCUUGCAGAAAUGAGGGACUAUAAGAGGAGGCGCCAGUCCUACAGAGCCAAAAAUGUCCAUAUUACAAAAAAGUCUUACACAGAGGUUAUUCGAGAGGUGAUUGACGUGCACUCGGGGGAGCUGGCCAGGCUGUGGCAGCUCGAGGACGAGACACCCCACAAGGCACAAGGACACAGCAGGGAAGGCAGCCUGUCUCGCACUGCAACAUCACAGAGACGAAAAUCAGAUGACAGGAGGUCAGCCUCAGUGGAGUCCCAUCGGUCGCAUGGGAGCUCGAAAGAUGCAGAGCGUUCACGGCACAGACGGAAGAGAAGCCGGGAUCGGGAUUCCAGGAGGAAGAGGAAAUCACGUUCUCCUGAUCAAAGACAUCGGGACCACAAAAGAAGAAAAUAAAUGUUAUCUUUGCUGUAAAAUAGUCUGCUGAAGUAAAAUUACAGUAACAAAAAAAUACUCUAAAGUGGUAUAUAUAAACUCAUUUAGUAGGAUUACUUUGAGGAAACAGAUAUACCACUAUAGAAAACUUGUGCAGUACUUCUGAUUAUUGAUCAGAGUAUGAAUUUCAACAGCGAUAUCUGCACUAUAAAGGAAAGAAGCUACAGAGCUUUAUGUAGUACAUUUUACUAUGGUAACUUUUUGUGUGAUGCUGUAUAAAUAUUAAACUCCCUUUACCAUUAAA